AUGGAGUCCAAAGAGCCUGUCUCAACUGAUUCCAACGAUCGUGAUCAUUUGGUCAUGUACAGUAACCCAGUCCAGAACCACGACGAAGAUACUCCAUGGGCUACACUCCCCCCUUGUUUGGCAGAACUACGUGCUUUUCCCGAUGGCAAAGAGGUGCACAGCGAGCUUUUACGCCUUUUCAAGGACACUUUCGGUGCAGAACCCCACAUGGUCUCGCCGACUUCCUACGUGGACGCGAAGCGAACUCUCAAUCUCGAGGAUCUUCCGCAGAAUGAAGACAAGAUUAAAGUCUUUGAGCAUGUCCUGGGAAUCAACGACCCCUGUGUGGAGCUCACGAGAAGGUUCAUGGAUCAAUGGGAAGAAAAGUUUGUAGUAUGGGAUAAAUUGGAAUUUAAUAUUUUAAUCGGAGAAAUCCAAUGGUUUCUCUCAAACAAAAAUUUGGAGGAAGCCGAAAAGAAGGUCAAAAAUGCUAUGGAAGUUGCAAUGAGGAUUGGUGACGAGAUCACAAAAGCUCGAGUCUUCUUCUGGAGGGGUUUCAUUGAAUACAGGCGUAACAACAUCCCCACAGCUCAUCGAUACUUUGAGGCUGCACGCCCUUGUGCUGCAGACAAAAGAAGGCGAUGGGAGUCCCUUGACAUCGAAUUUCUUCUGGAUAACACGCGACCUGGAAUCAAUUAUGAAACUAGAGCGGCCAGGCACAGGGCUUGGAUAGACCUCGGCAUACAGAAUAAAUUGCCUUAUGAUGCCGAUCUGAUUAAUUCCAUUCGAGUUGACGGCAAGGAGACACGAAAAGUGCAGACCCUGACAGAUACGAAGAAUUUCAUGCGGGUAGAAGACAGUGAAAUUCGAAAAGUGGUGACACCGACAAAGGGACCUUUUCCCCCGGCGACGGUUCCAAUAGGCCCAAUAUUUCGUCCAAUUCUUGCAAUCCGGCAGAGGCGCAAGGCAGCACCUCAAGCUACUGUUAGCGGUGACAGUUCAACACAUGCAGGUUCACAGAAAGAGCAAAAGAAAAACAUGAAUUCACUUGGAGAGAUACUCGAAGAACUUCUUGCAGAGGAGUUUGGCAAUGGCAUGUCCCAGGAAGAAAACGAAAAGGCUACUUCACAGCUCGGAAAGAUCCUCGCAGAGGUCCUUGAAGAGGAGAAUGGCUCUGGAAAAGCUCCACAGCAAGUACCUUUUAAGCCAGCCCAACAUAGUAACCCCAGACCUCUGUCAGAUGUUUUUUUCUUUGGGGCUACUCAUGAAGGUGCACCGCCGCUCUAA
Penicillium soppii is the source of this 1266-nucleotide messenger RNA. RefSeq lists its product as uncharacterized. The record is from RefSeq and is a predicted model, not a curated record. Lineage: Eukaryota; Fungi; Ascomycota; Eurotiomycetes; Eurotiales; Aspergillaceae. The transcript has a single exon. The coding region runs from base 1 to 1266 and encodes 421 amino acids.